UAACGGUUGAGCUUCCGGGGUCCCUGGCUCACGAACAAGUCACUGCCAUUAGCCUGUUAGCCUGUUAGCUGUGGAGCAAGAAGUCAAAAUGCAAAAGUCUCUCGUUAAUAUCGCUUUAUUUUCUACUGUCCAAGUUUUAUUCUCGUUGACGUGUUUUCGGGAGGUUGUCGAGGCCGCCAGCGGGAAGGGGUUUGGUGAUAACAUCCACUGGAGGACGCUGGAUGAUGGCAAAAAGGAAGCAGAGGCAAGCGGACUGCCAAUCAUGCUCAUCAUCCAUAAGAGCUGGUGUGGAGCCUGCAAAGCACUGAAGCCCAAAUUCGCCGAGUCAAAGGACAUCUCUGAACUCGCACACAACUUCGUUAUGAUCAACCUGGAGGAUGAAGAGGAGCCAAAGGAUGAAGCCUUCAGCCCCGAUGGCGGCUACAUUCCUCGGAUUCUUUUCCUUGAUCCCAGCGGCAAAGUCCAUCCUGAAAUCACCAACAGGAACGGAAAUCCAAACUACAAGUACUUCUACAGCAGCGCGGAACAAGUUGUGUCCGGUAUGAAGGAGGCGCAGGAGAAGCUGACGGGCGACGCCUUCAAGCAGGGUCACACCGGAGACGAGCUGUGAGGAGGCAGAAACGGGCAUCAGGCUGUAAGGGCUACACACUUCCUCUACCUGAGCCUGAGCUUCAGAGCACCCAGUGACAUCCCCAAACAACCCUUUUCACUAUUUAUACUCACACUUUAGACAGUCGGGUCCGUCUCAUUGUACAAAAACAACCACUCAAAAGGUGUCUGUGCUUUUUGUCCUGUCAUUGUCUUCGUUUUAUUACACCUGUAUUUUGUAAUCUACUGUUAAUUAAACGCCAUGUACUGUACUUACUGUCUGUAGAGGAUAUAACUAACUCAAUCUAGCCAAGUUUAACUGUUAUUCAUUUUAACCAAUAGUUAUGUCCAUCCCCCCCCACCCCACCCUCUCUAACAGCAAUGAUAGAGUACUUCAUAUUAGUCAAGAUAAAUAUUUUAACACCUUCAGCGACGUGCUUCCAAAAAUCCUCUACAGUAUGUUAAUUAUACCUGUGACGAUAUUUACCAUGAACUACAACAUGGGCUCUGUACUUCUGAUUUCUCUUAUCCACAGUCUUUAAAAUAAUGUUCAUUUAAUCCUGCCAAAUUAUGUGUACCUAAUGGUAAUAGCUAUAUCUACAUAAUGUUCUUUUUUCCUGUACGGAGUUUGUUUUGCUGCUUGUGAAGUGACACUACUCGGUUCUUUCUUUCUCUCUCUCUUUCUUUCUUACUUGUUAAACUCUGUGAAUGAGGGGAUGAAAACAUUGGUUCAGUGUCUUGAUGUAUUUUAUACAUGUACACAGCCAAGUGUGCAAAUAAAGUUUGUUGUACUGA
This is a messenger RNA of Dicentrarchus labrax (European seabass), 1383 nucleotides long. RefSeq names its product thioredoxin domain containing 12 (endoplasmic reticulum) (gene txndc12). Gene Ontology annotation, cellular component: endoplasmic reticulum. The transcript is spliced from 7 exons. The record is from RefSeq and is a predicted model, not a curated record. Bases 89 to 610 code for a protein of 173 amino acids. NCBI's taxonomy places the organism in Eukaryota, Metazoa, Chordata, Actinopteri, Moronidae.